AUGAACACCCUCGACACCCUAGCAACGGACCACGGCUGGGUCCAUGGCGCCGUGACCAAACCCUUCACGGCCAUCGUCACCCUCUACAUGGGCCAGCAAUUGGCGCUCGAACUUGCCGUACAGGAGAUAGUCAGUGUCAUCAAUGAGGUAUAUUACGGGGGUGAUAGUGAUCUCGACGAAUAUCUUAGAGAUAUAUGGAGCACAAUAAUUCACACAUCUCGGAAAAUCCCUCGAGAAAAGCCGCACACGCCCCCGGAUGUCCCGACAGCUCUCCAGAUUCGUCUCGCUGCCCUUCUCCUGACGCUCAAACGCCAGCCGGACCCGGCGCCGAUGCCUACAACUCAUCUGCAAUCGCCUGUUAAUGCUCGUCGGGAUCUGUCCUGGAGACAGCUGCCGCUGUUCGAAGAGACGGUUUAUGAGGCGCUGAAGGAUGAGCCCGGGCGACGGGCAAAGUUUACCAAGAUCGAGACCGAAGGGUGGGUGAAUUUCAUGGCGUUUUUGGCGCUAAUCACGAAAGAGCGAAUCGUGGGGCUAGAAGAUAUCGGGGUUGUAGUCCUUCGGGAAGCAUUGGAGGAGAGACACGAUUCUCUUCCUUCGACGGACGGGGCGGAUGAUAGCAAGAUCGAUGAGGCAACGCGGUUGAAUGUGUUUGUAGCUGCGGCGGCUAUUUGGGCGGUUAUUAUGGGAGAGGAGCUGUGGGAGCGAAUGGGGCAAGAGGAUGAGUGUCCAGUGGCGGCGUUGGGAAAUGUGGAUUGCUCGACUUCAAUUCCUGAGCCUGCGUGA
Molecule: messenger RNA, 783 nt
Organism: Aspergillus oryzae RIB40
Lineage: Eukaryota; Fungi; Ascomycota; Eurotiomycetes; Eurotiales; Aspergillaceae
Product: DUF3632 domain-containing protein
Exons: 3
Coding region: 1-783 (260 amino acids)
Source: RefSeq, a predicted model, not a curated record